Messenger RNA from Xiphophorus couchianus (Monterrey platyfish), 5801 nucleotides. It is a transcript of the gene ulk4, whose product is annotated as unc-51 like kinase 4. The transcript has 37 exons. Bases 163 to 4242 code for a protein of 1359 amino acids. The record is from RefSeq and is a predicted model, not a curated record. Gene Ontology annotation, biological process: protein phosphorylation. Lineage: Eukaryota; Metazoa; Chordata; Actinopteri; Cyprinodontiformes; Poeciliidae. Gene Ontology annotation, molecular function: ATP binding; protein kinase activity.
UCCAGCCCAUCUAAACACGCUUCUUAAUGCACAUUUCAUAACCACAACAAGCAAAGUGAAUCCUAAUAUUCAGAUAAAUAAUUACAAACCUCCCUCUUCCAGCCGGAAAUACGUGGUCCAUGAGGCUUCCGCUGACCAACAGCGGGUUGUUGAAGAGAGGAAAUGGAGAACUUCAUCCUUUAUGAGGAGCUUGGCAAAGAUGGCAGCUUUGUCGUCUAUAAAGGGAGACAAAAGAGCAAUCUCUGCUACGUUGCCAUCAUCUGCACAGACAAAACCAAGAGACCCGAGAUCACAAACCAUGUACGACUGAGCCAGGAUCUGGAUCAUCCAAAUAUUGUACGCUUCUACGAAUGGUUUGAGACAAGUAAGCACCUCUGGGUGAUAGUGGAGCUCUGUACAGGCGGUUCCCUGGAGUCUGUAGUCGCUCAUGAUGGAAAUCUGUCAGAAGAUAUUGUGAGAAGGUUUGGAUGGGACUUGGUCAAAGGAUUAAGAUACAUCCAUGAAUUGGGAAUCAUCCUGUCAGACUUCACCCCUGCAAAGGUUCUUCUAGAUGGUAGCGGCAUUUUGAAGUUUAGUAACUUCUGUCUGGCCAAGGCCGAAGGAGAGACUCUGGAGGACAUUUUUACAACACUUUCUGCAUCUGAGGAACCAGAGGAAGGAGACAACAAGAACAUGAGACCAAGAGUGCAAGGUUCUUCAACCUACAGUGCUCCAGAGGUUGUGCAGGGAUCAGAAACCAGUAGGAGAUCUGAUCUCUGGGCUCUCGGCUGUGUGCUCUACUAUAUGUACACUGGUAAACCUCCUUUCUGUUCUGAUGACCACACUGAACUGACAGAGAUGAUUUUGCAUCAGGAACCGCCACCUCUAAGACAGAAAGUGUUUCUCCCAAAUCCUCCCAGUCAGGAAUUCCAGAGCCUCCUGAAAGGUUUAUUAAAUAAAAACCCAACCAAGAGGAUCAGCUGUUCGGAGUUGGUGGAUCAUCCUUUCUGGACUCAAGUAAAAAUGGAAGAACAUGAUGCAAAAUAUGAGGAAGCUGAAGAUGUCAAUGGACACAAAAGGACACACAGCCCUUUUCUUGCUGAAAACUCAGUCAGUCAACCCAGUAGCCACUCAGCGAUUAGCCAGACAGGUUUUAAUGUCUCAAAGAAAUCAACAUCUUCUCAUACGACAAAUGUAGCCGACAGGCCGUAUGACACAGAAGCUGAAAGCCAACAAUCUGUUACACAUGUGUCUGGUGGAAGGUUAAAUUACAAAAACUCAAAUAAGGAAGUGAGAUGUGGAAAAACAAUGGCGGACCAAGUUGAGACAAGAGAUCUGUCUCAACCAAAGCAGGGAGAUCCACAGCCCACUAAACCAUAUAUGACAGAUAAUGUUCUAGGGCUGAAACCAAAGAACGGGGUGGAUCAAGACAACACUGAUACAAUCUUUCUACUUAGCAACUCAAGAAGCCAAUGCAAUCUCUCUGACCCAUCAAACCAGAACUCUGAGCUUGAGAUUGUCACCGAUACCGGCGUUGCAAGCUGUGUGAAGCACCUUCUACACGCCGAGUUUGACCUGAGUGUCACCCGAAUCAUUGACAAUCCAAAGAUACUUAAGAGUACUCCUGUACGAUUUGAUCCCAAAAACCUCUGUGUACCAGCAUAUUCAGUGGAGAAGCUGCUUUCUCUGAGUGAUGAUGAGUGGACUGGUUUUCUGCUACAACUUCAUUCAUGCUUUGAAGAAAAGAAACCGUCCAUGCCACUCGCCUCCUCUUCUGCUCUUCCUCAGUCUACAGCUGUUCGAUCUAGACUCAACCUGCUGUGCUACCUCUGCUGUAUAGUUGGCCACACAGUUAUUGCUGAUAGGCUGAUUAACUCAACACUGCUUUCUGUAUUGACCCAGCAGUUACGGCAAGCUCCAAACUGGGAUUUACGAAGCAAGAUCCUCCGAACGAUGGGUCUUCUGGCUCUGUACUGUAGUCGUCUUGAAGAAGACUGCCACGUCUCUGAGGCUGUGUCAACUCUAACAGACCUGUUGCGGGACAAUCUCAGGAAUAAUAAACUGAAACAGUUCCUGCUGCCACCACUAGGGGAAUUUCUCUACAUGAUGUCUUCUGAGGAGGAGAAGAGAGGCUCCCCAGAGGGACUGUGGUUCGUUCCUGCUGCCGCCUACACUGGCUUAAUGAGGAGCCUGCGGGAAGGGGAUGAUGCCGUGGUUCAUCAUAUGGCUGCAAAAGCCGUAGAAAACGUCUCUUCAACCGUCUCUGGUCUCUCUCGUCACAUGGCUACCACAGAGAUGGGUUCCGCUUUGUGGUACCUGUUCAGUCACUCGACGGUGGAGGCCGUCAGAGUCACUGCCAUCUCUUCUCUUUCAAGGCUAUCCCGGCUGGACCCAGCAGUCUUCUUGUCGGUGAUUGACAGCUGCGGCCCCGCAGCCGUCUUGGAGGGCAUAGGUGGAGCAGGGUCCAGGGUGCAGCAGCACCUGCUCACUGCCGUGGCCUCUGCCCUCCUCGCCUCACACAUCCACAAACAUCGUAUCACACAGAGCAGGGAUCUGGUUCUGAAAGUGCUGCGUUGCUUGGAGAGCCCAUCUGCUGUAACAAGAGCCAAAGCAUUACUGCUGUUACUGCUGCUAACACAGGACAACACACACAUGCUGCUUUACUGCUGCCAGCACAGACUUGUGAUGUACCUGGAGAGAGACCUGCGGAAAGCCACUCCUGUCAGAGACAACCCCAGCCAAUCAGGAUACCUCUAUCAGUGUCUGGAUUUACUGCUGUCGCAUUUUAGUCGAACUGCACCGGUGAUAAUGGAGGUUGUCUUGUCUGCAUUGAGAGAUGUGAUUGGGAGGAAACACCCAUCUGCAGCUCAGAGUAGACAGCUGAAACAGACUUUGCCAACAUUGUCUGUAGUUCUAGAGCUCCUUUCAUCUCAGGUCUUCAGACCUCGAAUUGUAACCCAGGAGUUUCUGGUUCAAAUUGGAUUGCUGCUUAACUACAUUAUUUCUGUGGAGUCCAAUGAAACUAACCUGUCCAGUGGUGUGGGUGUUGCAAUAUGCGAAGAGCUGAUUAGAACAUCUCUGUCCAUUGUGGAGGUCCUGAGUCAGCACCAUACUCUAGUCACUCAGUAUCAUUGUGCUGUUGUGGAUGCUGUCCUACCUCCUCUGACAACUCUGGCUUUCAGCAGAAAUGUGGAGUGGUCGGUGUUUGUUUUGAAGGUGCUGUCUGAACUCAGCCUGGUUAUGCUCAUCCAAAAAGAUGAUGAAAAUGCUGAUGAAAAUGAGGACAAAAUAGAGGGAAAGAGAGACAGGAGAGAGACAGAAGGAGGAGCAGCUGAAAGAAGUGGAGAUGGAAGAUCCUGCAGCCAAGUCUUAUCUGUCUUCACCAAAUCUCUACUUUCAAGGUUCGAAGUUCUUCUUUGUGCAGCAGAACCUAUCCCGCUCUACGCUCUCAAGUUGCUGGUAUCAAUGACUGAGCACAGCACUCAGAUCUGCAGGUUGAUCAAACAGGGCAGGAUCCUCCCAGUUGUCUUUCAGCUCAUUAUGGCCAACAGUGUCACCAGUGGAACAGUCCAGAGCGCAGUCGUCCUGUUGUGUAAUCUUAGCGGAGACACAGUGAAGAAUCCCCAACAGCAACAUCAGCAAGAGCUGGUGGAGGUGUUGGUGAGCACUCUCUCGGAAGCUGCGCAGGUUUACCUUGAUGGAGAAAAGCAUGCUGGAAGGAAGAUCAGCCUGGUUGUCCUGCAAGCUCUCUUGGAACUGCUACACAACGUCCUAAAGCAAACAUCAGGUGUUGUGCGAACUGCACUGCAGAGCCAGAGGCUAUCUUGUUCAGCAGCAGAAACGGAGGCAGCAGAGAAACUGCUCAUAGCCAACAGACCCUUGAGCCAACUCAGCACUCACCUCAUUCACAUGCUGUCCACUGAAUACCAGGAAGUGUGGGAGGAAUCCAUUCAGUGUCUGUCCUUACUGGUACAGCUGUACGGCGGAGAGGGUCAGGACUGCUUAUCGCCUUCGUGUUUACAGAGCUUCUCCCAUCUCCUGCGCACUCACAUGAACUCCGAGAACCCCCGAAUCCAACGCACGGCUCUGAGGAUCAUUAAACGGCUGAUACAAACUACAGACCAGUCUGGUUGGCUGGAAUGUCCUGAAGGAACGGGCCUAACCAAUCUGCUUCAGGACAUUGCCGAGUCCAACAGGUGUCCUGCUGAUGUGGCUACACGGGCUGCAGAAAUCCUCCAGGAGCUUUCUGGACCCCAACAGUGACGACAUUUUACUCUUUUUUUUUUUUUAACCCAGUGCCGAUUGCACACUCAGAAAGUUUGUUUGUUUGGGACUAAAACAUCCUCAGAAACAGGAGUUUUGUUUCGCCGGUACUUGAAAACCAAUCGGGUCUCAACAUAAGACACUCGGUUGGAUUUGACGUUUUGCCUGUUUUAAUAAAUUAGAUUUAAUAAUUUCAGUCUCAGUCAGCAGCUCCCACAUGCUGAAAGCUUCACACGCCACUAAAUCACGCAGUUCGGCUAUCGGUCGCUUGUCGUGACUCCCUUCAUCCAUAAAUUGGAUCAGUGACGGUAAAGAAUGUUGCUGUGUCACCAGAGUUGACGGCUCAUUUGAAAACAUCCAUCAGUCUGCACAGGAUUACAUCAUGAGCAGUAAUUUGGGCUGUCACAUGCAUCACAGCACUGACCUUGGAGUCUGUUUAGAUGUUCCCAUUUAGCUUUAAUGACAGAAUAUUGACUCAUUAGAUUAGCCCUCAGCAUGGCGGGGUGUGUGUGUGUGUGUGUGUGUGCUGUGACAGUCAACAAUGAAUACUUUACUCUGCCUCUACAGCAUAACACGCAGUUUUGCACGCAGAAACAAAUGAGCUUAGAUUAGGACAGACCUGUGUUCAUGUUGGCCUCUUCUAACAGGAGAGCCUGUGAAAAUGAUUGGGAUUUCAUUUAAAAAUAUAAAUACUUUGCACUUUGUACGUUUUAGAGUGUGGACGAGGUCAGACGCGGUAAUACAAUCUGAGCACAUGCAACACAGGAGAGUUCAUCUAUUAAUGACAGCUGUGCAAGGAGCUUUGGAAAAAGGAUCUGCCAAGUGUGAAAUCCAAGCGUACGCGCACACACACGCCGUCACCUGCAGUUUCACAGGCCAUCAGUUUGGCGUCAACGGGAGCCGGGAGCUGUGGCCGGUUCACAGCUGCGUCUGCCGCUGUUGCGCGACGGAGACUUCAUCAGGAAAGUGAAACGUUGUUUAAAAAUAACUCUGCUGUGGACGUUCUGAUUGAAGAAUAUAAGGAAGAUAUCAGGAGACUUUCUAAUCGGGCAGAAAAAAGUAUGACGGCGUAUUAGGGCCAUUGUCGAUAGAAAAUGCACUAUAGAUACAAAAUCUCAUUUUUUCUAGAAAAAAACUUGAAUAUUUCUGAGUUUUAAAAGUGAGCUCCUGGUCUAUGUCUAUUACCCCCCUAUUUUUGGGGGUAGAAAUUUACUUGUCAAUUACCCUAAUAUGCUGUCGUACAAAAAGCCCAACUGUUUGCAGUGAUAUUCCUAAUUACAGUCUGUUUACAUAAUUCCCAGAUAGCCUGGAAAACUGGAAUUUCUUUUUAAGGACAAUUCUGGAAAAAGGAAAGUAGUGAAUAACACUUCCAGUGUUUACUCCUAAUUCUGUUUCCACUCACCACCCUUUGACUUCUUACUUCAUUUCAAGCUUAUUAAUUUCAGGUUCAUACAUUUCAGUGUAUUUCCAUCAAGUAGAACAUGAAUGUAAAUGUACAAGUUGGAGGUUACUUAUCUUUUUACAGGAUGUUUCCCCCCAAUAAACCAAAUGCAUCCAGA